Microthlaspi erraticum is the source of this 582-nucleotide messenger RNA. The record is from the annotation of a GenBank genome assembly. NCBI's taxonomy places the organism in Eukaryota, Viridiplantae, Streptophyta, Magnoliopsida, Brassicales, Brassicaceae.
AUGUUUCUGUUCGAUUGGUUCUACGGAAUCUUAGCGUCGUUAGGGUUAUGGCAGAAAGAAGCGAAGAUCUUGUUUCUCGGACUCGACAAUGCCGGCAAAACCACGCUUCUUCACAUGCUCAAAGACGAGAGAUUAGUACAGCACCAGCCGACACAACAUCCGACGUCGGAGGAACUAAGCAUUGGCAAAAUCAAGUUCAAGGCUUUUGAUUUGGGAGGCCAUCAGAUUGCAAGAAGAGUCUGGAAAGAUUACUAUGCAAAGGUUGAUGCUGUUGUCUACCUAGUGGACGCUUACGACAAGGAGAGAUUCUCAGAGUCGAAAAGAGAGCUUGACGCUCUUCUCUCGGACGAAGCGCUUGCAACUGUCCCGUUUCUGAUUCUUGGAAACAAGAUUGAUAUCCCUUACGCAGCGUCAGAAGAUGAGCUUAGGUACCACUUGGGUCUCACCAACUUCACCACCGGUAAAGGCAAAGUGACGCUUGGAGACUCUAAUGUUCGUCCGCUCGAGGUCUUCAUGUGCAGCAUCGUUCGCAAAAUGGGAUAUGGUGAUGGAUUCAAAUGGCUCUCUCAGUACAUCAACUAG